This is a messenger RNA of Pan troglodytes (chimpanzee), 4211 nucleotides long. It is a transcript of the gene CFDP1, whose product is annotated as craniofacial development protein 1. The transcript has 7 exons. Lineage: Eukaryota; Metazoa; Chordata; Mammalia; Primates; Hominidae. Gene Ontology annotation, cellular component: Swr1 complex. The record is from RefSeq and is a predicted model, not a curated record. The coding region runs from base 3070 to 3969 and encodes 299 amino acids.
ACAACCUUUUCAUUGGCACACACAGAGUACACACAUAUAGUUCCCAUAUACAGUAAACAGUAUAACAUACUGUACAGUUCCCACAGUAAACACAUACACUACUUUGCACACAUACUGUAUACCCUACAGUACAGCAAUACAAAUAAAGGGAAAAAGUUCAAAGAUGGAGCAUCCUAAGUUUUAUAAAAAUAUCAACUAAAAUCUUAUGGUUGAUGGAGCUGCACAAUGUGGUUAAACCUCUCGACCUUGGCUUGCCCCACAGAAACCAGGGGAGGCGUGAGUGAAAUUUAUUCUGCAGAAGAGGAAGAGGGUGGCAGGUCAACCUCUGGCAUUUCUACCUUAGGAGUCUGGCUCUUGACCCUUGUUGAAGGAGUGGGCAAUCUUCCCUCCCAAACUGGCUUGAGAAAUUGCAUUAGCCUUGCCUGCCUGGCUUUUCUGCCUGAAAUCUUUAAGCAUCUCGGUAUAAGGGGCAAACGCAGUGGAGGCCAGCCAUUUAAAUUUGAGGCUUCGAUCAAGCGUAGGGUCACACUCUUCCAUGUCGCUAAAAAUUUUUUCCAAGGAACAACUCCAUUCUGAUAUUUUGGCUGCUGUGAGAGGGACAAUUCUGGAAGUCUUGGGCCGACUUUCAUGGCCAUCAACUCCAAUGCCUUGUUUUGCCAUCUCAUCCAGGUCUUCGUUGGUUGGUUCCACUGCCUUCUCUGCCAAAAUUUACUCCACAUCUCCUUCCUUCAUGUCAUCAAAGCCCUCUCCACUUACCUGCUGUGCCAUAUGCAUUAUGUCUCUGACAGUGUUCUUUAUAUUUUCUGUAACACCUUCAAACCCUUCAAAAUUCUCCACGCAGUCUGGCCAAACAUUUUCCCAACAGUUAUUGGUAGUAGCCUGACCAAUGCUCUCCCAGGCUGUGCUGACAUAAUCAAUAACGUUGCAUCUAGUGACCGACUUCCAAUACUCCAGCAUGGUGGUUUCCUUGUUGGUCCUGAGAGCCUCACAGGCCUUCAUAUAAAGCUCCCUUGUGUAGUGUGCCUUGAAUGCUUUUAUUAUGCCCCGAUUGAGGGGUUGGAUGAGAGACUUAGUGUUUGGGGGCAUAAAAAGAACUCCUAUGUUGGCGUGUGCAUUUUCGAGUUCUUUGCAGCAAUGGAUUGUAGCAUUAUCCAAAAUUAACAAAACCUUGAAGGUGCCCGGCGCGGUGGCUCACGCCUGUAAUCCCAACACUUUGGGAGGCCGAGGCAGGCGGAUCAUGAGGUCAGGAGAUCAAGACCAUCCUGGCUAACACGGUGAAACCCCGUCUGUACUGAAAAUACAAAAAAUUAUCCGGGCGUGGUAGUGGGCGCCUGUAGUCCCAGCUACUCGGGAGGCUGAGGCAGGAGAAUGACGUGAACCCGGGAGGCGGAGCUUGCAGUGAGCCGAGAUUGCGCCACUGCACUCCAGCCUGGGCGACAGAGCGAGACUCCGUUUCAAAACCAAGCCAAAACAAAACAAACCCAAACAAACAAACAAAAAACAAAACAAAACAAAACAAAAAACCCUUGAAGGCAAGGUUUCUGCCCUGGAGACAGUGUUCAAGGUUUCUGCCCUGGAGACAGUGUUCAGCUUCUGGGAUGAAGCAGUUGUGGAACCAAUCAGACAUCAUCCACACUUUUUUGUUCCACCUCCAAUAGACUGGCAGAUGGUUCACGUAUUUCCCGUUAAGUGCUUGUGGAUUUUGGGUUCUGUACACCAUUAGGAGUUUGCACUUUAGUCGCCCUUGGCAUUGGCGCACAAUAACAAGGGUGCAUGAUCCUGGCAUGAUUUAAAGCCAGGGGCUUUGGAGGCCGUUUGCAUUAUAUAGGUUCGUUUGCCAACAUCCUUGUAAAAUAAGCCAGUCUCAUCCGCAUUGAAAACCUGCUCUUUCACAUAACCCUUUUCCUGUAUAACACUUAGCAAGUAUUUUUAAAAUUCUUUCGCAGCCUCCUGAUCUGCAGAACUCGCCUCACCUGCAAGUUUAACAUUUUUCACCCCGUAUCGCCUUUUGAAACGCGCGAGCCGGCCAGCACUCGCCGAGAAGGGCUUAGCAUUUCUUUUGACUCUGGGUAACGUGACCACAGGUAUCUUUGGCUUUCAGCCUCACAACAAUGCUGUCCACUAUGUUUUUUUUAAUCGAUUGACAUCUCAUGAAUCCACAAAUUUAGCCGCUUUUCCAUCUUUUCCAUCUUUGUCAUAGCUUCAUCACGCACGAUGGAGGUCACUUCAGCACCAUCCGGAGCGGCCUCACGGACAGAUCGGUGAAUUUCCUUUUCCUUUUUCUUGAUGUACCGGAUUGUCGACUCGUAAACAUUGAGCUCAUGGCCAACAGCACUGUAACUCAUGCCUGAUUGGAGCUUAUCCAACACGCGGACUUUCUCCGUAAGGCACAUCACGGGCUUCUUUCGCUUAGGAACACUGGGCAGAGCUUCAGCACUACGCUUGGGGGCCAUUUUAAAAAGCAAAACCACCCACAAAAAGCAGAAAAAAAAAGUGUCAGUAAACAGACUGCGGAAAGGACUCUUUGUUUACAGCACAGGAGCUGCGACUAGAAGGCGGCGCUUCUCCCUAGUUCAAACUUCAGCUGGGAAUCUUACCUCCGCCAACUCCAAAUUUUCACCCUCUGCGCAUGCCCGGGAAGAACCCCAGAAAGUACCGUGAUGAUUGAUUUUAGGGUUACAAAUACAUUUUAGCAAGUAAGUGAAUUUGGCAUUACGAAUUAAUGAUUAAUGAAGGUCACCUGUAUUUCCAUAGAUAUGUAAUUUUAUUUAAGCAGAUUUAUUAUAUUAAGGCGGCGAGGCAGCGCCGAAGACUACAAGUUCCAGCAUGCACAGCGUCCGGGCGGGUUCGGGCUCCCAGCGAGGGCCUCAGGGACGCCAGCCCGGAGGCAUCGGCCGGAAGUGUCGUAGGGCAACCACGUAGUACUCUCUGCGCAUGUGCAAAGCGCUGUCGGGGGCCGCCCUAGCUGCCGUCGCCGCCGCCGGGGCUCUAUGGUCUCUCCCUAGAGCUUUGCCGUUGGAGGCAGCUGCUGCGGUCUUGCGAGUUUGACCAGCGUCGAGCGGCAGCAACAUGGAGGAAUUCGACUCCGAAGACUUCUCUACGUCGGAGGAGGACGAGGACUACGUGCCGUCGGGUGGAGAGUAUAGUGAAGAUGAUGUAAAUGAAUUAGUGAAGGAAGAUGAAGUGGAUGGUGAAGAGCAGACACAGAAAACCCAAGGGAAAAAAAGAAAGGCCCAGAGCAUUCCAGCCAGGAAGAGAAGACAAGGUGGCCUCUCAUUAGAAGAAGAGGAAGAGGAGGAUGCCAAUUCAGAAUCUGAGGGAAGCAGUAGUGAGGAGGAAGAUGAAGCUGCAGAGCAGGAAAAAGGCAUUGGAUCAGAGGAUGCCAGGAAAAAGAAGGAGGACGAACUCUGGGCCAGCUUCCUCAAUGAUGUGGGACCAAAAUCAAAAGUGCCCCCAAGUACACAAGUUAAGAAAGGAGAGGAGACUGAAGAGACAAGUUCAAGUAAAUUGUUGGUAAAAGCAGAAGAGCUAGAGAAACCUAAAGAAACAGAAAAAGUUAAAAUCACCAAGGUGUUUGAUUUUGCUGGUGAAGAAGUAAGGGUAACUAAGGAAGUGGAUGCUACAUCUAAAGAGGCCAAAUCCUUCUUCAAGCAGAAUGAGAAAGAAAAACCACAGGCUAAUGUUCCUUCAGCUCUGCCAUCACUCCCUGCCGGGUCAGGGUUAAAAAGAUCAAGUGGCAUGAGCAGCCUUUUGGGGAAAAUUGGUGCCAAGAAGCAGAAAAUGAGCACCCUUGAGAAGUCCAAACUGGACUGGGAGAGCUUCAAGGAGGAAGAGGGGAUUGGUGAAGAACUGGCCAUCCAUAAUCGAGGGAAAGAGGGGUACAUUGAACGGAAAGCCUUCCUCGACCGAGUGGAUCACAGGCAGUUUGAAAUUGAGCGAGAUCUCAGGCUGAGCAAAAUGAAACCUUGAUGUUACGGGCUAAAUCAAGAGCAGCUUAAUCCUGUUUACAAUGUGAGCUUUUUGUGCGUCUGUGAAAUGUUUUACAGUGUUUCUCAUCAUCUGCUUCCCAGCAAGGUCUUUUUUUUUUCUACAUUGAAGUUCUGUCUAUGUAUCUUAAUCACAAAUGGUUUCAUUCACUUUACUUUUAAAAAUUUGUCCUUAAAUGAAUAAAUAAAAUAAAAGCUGGUCCUGUGAGAGGAUAAUGAAGAUGA